Rhodamnia argentea is the source of this 2297-nucleotide messenger RNA. RefSeq names its product heat shock protein 83-like. Lineage: Eukaryota; Viridiplantae; Streptophyta; Magnoliopsida; Myrtales; Myrtaceae. The record is from RefSeq and is a predicted model, not a curated record. Bases 91 to 2205 code for a protein of 704 amino acids. The transcript has 4 exons. Gene Ontology annotation, molecular function: ATP-dependent protein folding chaperone; ATP hydrolysis activity; ATP binding. Gene Ontology annotation, cellular component: protein-containing complex; cytosol; plasma membrane. Gene Ontology annotation, biological process: cellular response to heat; protein folding; protein stabilization.
ACAGAGUUUCGCUGCCUUUAGUAGCUUCUUCGUCUUCUUCUUCUUGAUCGGGUACUGCGUGGGAUUUGAGCCCGAGCUUCGUCGACACCGAUGGCGGACGUUCCCAUGGGGGAGGUCGAGACCUUCGCCUUCCAGGCCGAGAUCAACCAGCUCCUCAGCCUCAUCAUCAACACCUUCUACAGCAAUAAGGAGAUCUUCCUCCGCGAGCUCAUCAGCAACGCCUCCGACGCAUUGGACAAAAUUCGUUUCGAGAGCUUGACCGACAAAAGCAAGCUUGAUUCUCAGCCCGAGCUCUUCAUCAGAAUCGUCCCUGACAAGGCCAACAAGACUCUCUCCGUCAUUGACAGCGGCUGCGGCAUGACCAAAGCAGAGCUGGUGAACAACUUGGGCACCAUCGCGAGAUCCGGAACUAAGGAGUUAAUGGAGGCACUGCAAGCUGGAGCUGAUGUGAGCAUGAUCGGGCAAUUCGGGGUCGGUUUUUACUCGGCUUACUUGGUUGCUGAGAAAGUUGUGGUGACCACCAAGCACAAUGACGAUGAGCAAUACAUAUGGGAGUCUCAGGCUGGCGGGUCCUUCACUGUUACUAAGGACGUCUAUGGGGAGCCUCUAGGCAGAGGUACCGAGGUUACCCUCUUCCUUAAGGAAGAUCAGUUGGAAUACUUGGAGGAAAGGAGAUUGAAAGACCUUGUGAAAAAGCACUCUGAAUUCAUUAGCUAUCCAAUCUAUCUCUGGGUAGAGAAGACUGUCGAGAAAGAAGUCAGCGACGAGGAGGAUGAGGAGACCAAGAAGGAAGAGAAAGGGGAUGUGGAGGAGGUAGACGAAGAGAAAGAGAAGAAGCCUAAAAAGAAGAAAGUGAAGGAGGUGAUCCAUGAAUGGCAGCAGAUCAACAAGCAGAAGCCCAUCUGGAUGCGGAAACCAGAGGAGGUGACCAAGGAGGAGUAUGCCGCCUUCUACAAGAGCUUGACCAAUGAUUGGGAGGAUCACCUGGCCGUCAAGCACUUCUCGGUCGAAGGGCAGCUCGAGUUCAAGGCUAUCCUGUUCGUUCCGCGGCGAGCCCCGUUCGAUAUCUUCGACACGAGGAAGAAGAUGAACAACAUCAAGCUUUAUGUGAGGAGGGUCUUCAUCAUGGACAAUUGUGAGGAGCUGAUUCCCGAGUAUCUCGGAUUUAUCAAGGGAGUCGUGGACUCUGACGAUCUUCCUCUCAACAUCUCGCGCGAGAUGCUGCAGCAGAACAAGAUCCUCAAGGUUAUCCGGAAGAAUCUUGUCAAGAAGUGCAUCGAGAUGUUCUUCGAGAUUUCCGAGAACAAGGAGGAUUACGCCAAGUUCUACGAUGCCUUCUCCAAGAACGUCAAACUGGGCAUCCAUGAGGACAGCCAGAACAGAGCUAAACUCGCGGACCUGUUGAGGUAUUACUCGACCAAGAGCGGUGAUGAGAUGACGAGCUUGAAGGACUACGUGACUAGAAUGAAGGAGGGACAGAAGGACAUUUACUACAUCACCGGCGAAAGCAAGAAGGCGGUGGAGAACUCUCCGUUCCUCGAGCAGCUGAAGAAGAAGGGCUAUGAAGUCCUUUUCAUGGUGGACGCCAUAGACGAGUACGUCGUCACGCAGCUGAAGGAGUACGACGGCAAGAAAAUGGUUUCCGCAACCAAGGAGGGGCUGAAGUUGGAGGACGAGUCGGAGGAAGAGAAGAGGAGGAGGGAGGAGAAGAAGAAGUCGUUCGAGAACUUGUGCAAGACGAUCAAGGAGAUACUGGGAGAUCGGGUGGAGAAAGUGGUGGUGUCGGACCGAAUCGUGGACUCGCCCUGUUGCUUGGUGACCGGGGAAUAUGGAUGGACGGCGAACAUGGAGAGGAUCAUGAAGGCUCAGGCGCUGAGGGACAGCAGCAUGGCGGCUUACAUGUCCAGCAAGAAGACCAUGGAGAUCAAUCCCGACAACGGCAUCAUGGAGGAGCUGAGGAAGAGGGCCGAGGCCGACAAGAACGACAAGUCGGUGAAGGAUAUAGUGCUGCUGCUGUACGAGACCGCGCUCUUGACCUCCGGGUUCAGCCUCGACGACCCGAACACCUUCGCGUCGAGGAUCCACAGGAUGCUGAAGCUCGGCCUGAGCAUUGAGGAGGGUGACGAGAACGCUGGCGAGGACGCGGAGAUGCCUCCACUGGAGGAGGGAGGGAAUGAGGAGAGCAAGAUGGAGGAAGUCGAUUAAACAAGGAAACAACUUGAACAAAAUCGACAGUAACAAAAAGCAUGCAGGACGGGGUCAUGCUUCUCGGUCGUAUAUAUCAGUGUCUGGGGUUG